Heterobilharzia americana is the source of this 1014-nucleotide messenger RNA. The record is from the annotation of a GenBank genome assembly. NCBI's taxonomy places the organism in Eukaryota, Metazoa, Platyhelminthes, Trematoda, Strigeidida, Schistosomatidae.
AUGAUUGUCGCUCGUGCGCUACCUCAACAUUUAACUUGGGCAUUUCGGGCUCACGUUGGAGAAUUUGGGCCUAACCCUGGAAAAACUUUGGAUGCACUUCAUAAGUUCUGGGAACUUCGGGUGAACUUCGGAGAUUUCCGUUAUGAAGUAGAUUUCUCCUCAGUCAUAUUGUCUAAAAACAAGGGCUGCUAUCAAAGGAAUAAAAAGAAUAAUACCCAUUCGGAUAGUCAACAAUUAGAGAGAAUAUCUAAAGUAUGCUGUAAAGCACCUGAAUUUCGUGAACAAUUAAAUCAACUUGGUUUAGAUUUUCGUGAAGUACCAUCUGAUGGAAAUUGUUUAUUUUCAUCAUUAUCCGAUCAAUUGUAUGGGACAAUAGCCAAUCAUAAAGAAGUUCGUGAACAAGCUGUACUUUACAUAGAAACACAUAAGGAAGAAUUCGAACCAUUUUUUGAUGUAAAAGACAAAUUGAAUAAUCUUCGUUCUCUUGGAACAUAUGGUGGUCAUGAAUGUAUUAUUGCAAUAUCACGUUAUUUCUCAGUUUAUAUUAUUAUACAUCAAUUGAAACAAAAACCAUGGCUAGCCGGUAUUCCCUCUAUUAAUAUACCACAGAUGAGAGUUUCAGCCUAUCCUCAACUUCAUUUAGCUUAUCAUAAUGGUGAACAUUAUUCAAGUGUACGUGUUUUUGGUGAUACUUCAACUAAUCCGACAAGAAUAAAGAUUUGUCUUUCAGUUGAAGAUCCUUUAUCAUCCACAAACAAUAUCACAUCUAGUAAAAUAUCUAUAGAUUAUUUUUCUGAUGAUGAGAACAAUGAUAAAACAUCGAUUAAUUCAUGCGGAAAUACAAGAAGAAGAGUAUCAAGUAAUAAGCAUUCUGAUUGUAAUGUUGAUUUCUUUCAAACUUUCCCAUUCAAUAGAAAGUUAAGCAAAAAAGAUAAACGUCAACUUAACAGAAAAUCUCUUGAAAUGUCUGAUUCCGAUUUUAUUGUGAAGUCCAUAUCUGCGUUACAUAUAUAA